CUAUUGACAUUUCCUGUUGCUAUUGCAUCGACAAUAAAAACUUAUAUUUACUAUCAAGGUACAAAGGUCAAACGAAAGUUUUCACUUUCAGGAUGCUUUUUGCAAGACAUUUAGUAAACACUGGGAAGGUUUUGGUCCCUAACAUUAGGACCAUGGCAUCACAGAGUGGACCUUUAGUUGAUUUGUCCGUGGAUAAAGAUGGUAUAGCUGUGUUAACUAUGAACAGGCCGCCUGUAAAUAGUUUAAACCUAGAACUUCUACAAGAAAUGAGUAAAUCACUGGAUGAAGUAGCAAAAAAUAAAACUAAGGCAAUGAUCCUUACUUCUUCCUCACCAACAGUAUUUUCGGCUGGUUUGGACAUAAUGGAAAUGUAUAAACCUGAUUUAAAAAGGGCAGAGCAAUUUUGGACAACACUACAAGAUGUCUGGUUAAAAUUAUUUGGCUCCAAUUUUAUAACUGCUGCUGCUAUUAAUGGCCAUGCACCUGCUGGGGGUUGUCUGUUAUCAAUGUCAUGUGAAUACAGGGCUAUGGUGAGUGGUAAGUAUGCUAUAGGCCUGAAUGAGACAGCCCUAGGUAUUGUUGCUCCCACUUGGUUUAUGGAUACAAUGUGUCAUACAAUACCAAUAAGACAAGCGGAAUAUGCAUUAACUACUGCUAAAAUGUUCUCAGUGGAAGAAGCGCUUAAGGUUGGUCUAAUAGAUGAAGCGGCAACAGACAAAGCAGAUGCCAUCGAGAAAUGUAAACAAUUUAUAAAGAAAUUCGACAAAAUCCCUCCUCUAGCACGAGCUGUCACCAAACAGAAGAUACGACAAGCACCUUUGGCAAGAUUACAGAAGAAUAGACAACAAGAUCUUGAAGAGUUCCUAGGUUUUCUGAAAAACCCUGUAAUCCAACAAGGUUUAGAAAUGUACAUACAAGCAUUGAAGCAGAAAGCUGCCAAAUAGAAUAAAUUAUAUCUAAGU
Messenger RNA from Papilio machaon (common yellow swallowtail), 962 nucleotides. RefSeq names its product enoyl-CoA delta isomerase 1, mitochondrial-like. The coding region runs from base 93 to 944 and encodes 283 amino acids. The record is from RefSeq and is a predicted model, not a curated record. Gene Ontology annotation, cellular component: mitochondrion. Gene Ontology annotation, biological process: fatty acid beta-oxidation. The transcript has 5 exons. Lineage: Eukaryota; Metazoa; Arthropoda; Insecta; Lepidoptera; Papilionidae. Gene Ontology annotation, molecular function: enoyl-CoA hydratase activity.